Podarcis raffonei (Aeolian wall lizard) is the source of this 1137-nucleotide messenger RNA. RefSeq names its product endoplasmic reticulum resident protein 29-like. NCBI's taxonomy places the organism in Eukaryota, Metazoa, Chordata, Lepidosauria, Squamata, Lacertidae. Gene Ontology annotation, cellular component: endoplasmic reticulum lumen; endoplasmic reticulum. The transcript is spliced from 3 exons. The record is from RefSeq and is a predicted model, not a curated record. Gene Ontology annotation, biological process: protein secretion. Bases 50 to 838 code for a protein of 262 amino acids.
CCCAGCAAAGCCCCUCCCUCCCUGUAGAAUCUUCCACAUUCGCCCAGAAAUGCGCCGGGUCGCCAUGGCUAUGGGGAUCCCUCGGCGGAGCGCCCUGCUGCUCCUGUCGCUGCUGCUCUGCUUGGCCCUGGAGAGCAGUUGCGCUUUGCACACCAAGGGCGCCCUGCCCCUCGACGCCAUCACCUUCUACAAGGUGAUCCCGAAGCACAAGUUUGUGCUGGUGAAAUUUGACACCCAGUAUCCUUAUGGAGAGAAGCAGGAUGAGUUCAAAAAGGUGGCCGAAAGCUCGGAGUCCAGUGACGAUUUGUUGGUGGCCGAGGUGGGGAUAUCAGAUUAUGGUGACAAGCUGAACAUGGAACUGGGGGAGAAGUACAAGCUUGAUAAAGAGGCUUACCCGGUUUUUUACCUGUUCCAAGAUGGCGACCUGGACAACCCUUUGCCUUACCCUGGGCAGGUCAAAGCGAGCUCCCUGCAGCGCUGGCUGAAGAGCCGGGGAAUCUACAUGGGGAUGCCGGGGUGCCUGAAGGAGUUUGACACCUUGGCCAGCAAAUUUGUGGGUGCUACGGAAGAGCUGGAGCGCCAAGCCCUCCUGGAAGAAGGGCGGAAACUCCUGGCCAGGGCGAAGGAGACAGAGCAGAAGUCCUCGGAGCAAUACGUCAAGGUCAUGAGCAAAAUCCUCGCCCAGGGAGACCAGUUUGCCGCCAGCGAAGUCUCCCGGAUCAGCAAGCUCAUUGAGGAGAACAAAAUGAGCGAGGGCAAGAAGGAGGAACUCCAGAAGCGCUUGAACAUCCUUGCUUCCUUCCAGAAGAAGACCAAGGAGGAGAAGGAGGAACUUUGACAUGCUAGAAAUGGCAUGCUCCGUGGAAUCUUAAGUGGGUCGAGGUCCCAAUCUGGUGCUCCUUCAUGCAAGCAAAAAUGCCCCGCUCUCUUUUAAUGAAUUCCCGUCAUAGAGAAGAUUCCCACAUACACACAUGCACACCCUUUUUAAACUUUUAUUUUGAACGAAAGGCAUCCCUUAGGUGCCACUCAGAACAGUACGGAGACUGCCAUCGUUCCCAGCGCUGUUGAGAGCAUUGCAGGUAGAAGAUCCGUUAAUCCUUUGUUUCAAAAGGCAAAAAAAUAAAUAAUUUUCCUUUC